Molecule: messenger RNA, 987 nt
Organism: Fonsecaea nubica
Lineage: Eukaryota; Fungi; Ascomycota; Eurotiomycetes; Chaetothyriales; Herpotrichiellaceae
Exons: 1
Coding region: 1-987 (328 amino acids)
Source: RefSeq, a predicted model, not a curated record
AUGGUUGAGAGCCCUGAAACCGAAGCCUACGUCCCUGUCGGCACUAUCGAUCCAACAGACCCUCCCGCUUAUACUGCCACUCCUGCGCCCAAGCCUACACACAGACAACCCGAUGACCUCGAAGACGACACCGAUGGUGAUGCUGAAGUUCUUCUCGUCCGCAAUAAGCCGUUUACCGCCUCGAUUCGCCAGACAAUUCUGCACCUGCGCGCUCGAGCCGGCUAUUGGUCUCGUUUCCGCGGCUUGUCGAUGUUCCUCGUCUGGAAUGUAACCGCUGGUAUCCUCAUUUCCAUCCUGGCCAACAUCUUUCCCAACCGGCUGGGAUUGGCCUUGGCUGCCAUUGUUGCUGAAACCGCUCUUGCUACUUUCAAUAUGGCUUGGGUCCACAUUGCCAUUUCUGAGCCCAGCGAGAAGAGAUGGUACAAACGAAUUCCUUCUCUGCGAACCUGGCCCAAAAUUGCACCGGCUGUCGCCUUGUGGGCCACUGCUCACCAGGCCGUAUCCGUUCUACCCAUGUUGGUCUGUGGUUCGUUUGGGUCGCUCAAGCAUAUGAAUGAUCCGGAUUAUGAGCCAGGCCGCAAAGAUCUUUACGCCGUGGGCGCCCAGGGAGUCCUUGGGUUUUCUCUUAUGGUUGCUCUAUAUGUACUCCUCCAGAUUCCUGCUACUGUUACCGUGGUCCGGGUUGCAGCAUCCAUGCUUCCCGAGGAGGAUGAAACCAUCGUCCCAUUUGACCGCACUUUUGGCGGGAAGACUACUCCUGCUAUUAUUGGUGGACAGGGCAAGAUCGGAUUGGUCGAGGCAUGGAGAAGUUUCCCCUGGGAGAGCCGAAUGCGGCUCCUGCGCUUGAUGGCAAAGGUGACACUUAUCUUCCUUGCUUGUUGGCUCAUCUUCACCAUUGUUCUGGUCGUUGAAUCUCACAUCCUGUUCGGGGACAAGUUGGGCGAGAUGAUGAAGGCCGUCCACGGGAUCGCCCGUUCUCAUCAGUAA